Messenger RNA from Pimephales promelas (fathead minnow), 1484 nucleotides. Lineage: Eukaryota; Metazoa; Chordata; Actinopteri; Cypriniformes; Leuciscidae. The record is from RefSeq and is a predicted model, not a curated record.
UCCUUAUUACAUAUUUACAAAGUAAGAAUGGCAUGUACAGUAAUUCUUAGAAUUGUGAAAAUUAUUGUUUAAUUAAUAUAUCCUGGUGAAAGUUGCAUCAAUAGUUUAUUUUAAAUCAAAUGAAAGUUCCCAAAUGGAAAAUGUGCAUUUGUGUAAAUUACAACACAUGCAUGAAUAAUACCUGAAAAAUAUUGUGCAUAAAGUUUACCAACUGAAAAAUUAAUCUGAAAUAAGAUUUGUAGCUCUGAUAGACUUGCAUUACACGUAACUAUUACUUAAACGUAUGAUGUUGUUUUAACAAAAAUAUAAGAAUUAUCAUGAUUUCAGCUCUGACUUCCCCCCUCUCGUCUGUGUGGUCGAGGUUUGUGUUUCCGCACACAGUACGAGAUGUGUGAAUGAUCACUAUAGCAGAUAUUAUUCAUCUGGAUCAGAUCAUGAAGAUCAUACAGCUGCAGAUCUAUCUGUUCAUGUUGUAUCAAGCCUCAGAGAGUCUAACAAACAUAACAGUAACUUUAGGAUCUGAUGUGAAUAUAACGUGUGAUCUUGAUAUAGAGGAGAUUUACUGGUACAAACUGAAAUUACCGGAUCCUCCAGUGUUGAUUUUACGCACUUUCAGCAGCACAUAUGAAGGAGGCAAAUAUGAAAACAUCACCUAUAAACACAAAUACUCAGUGAAAACUAACAGUCGUCUGUUCAUCAAGAAUAUCACCAUUGAUGAAUUAGGAGUUUAUUAUUGUGUGAAAACUAGUGAACCACCAAAAAUCAGCAACGGCACCAAAAUCUACAUCAGCGACUCGGUCGACAGGAAUCAGACAGAAGAUGCUUCACAACGGCAGAUACCAUGGAGAAAUAUGACCAUCAUAUUCAUCCUGCUGAAUGUGCUUCUGAUUAUUGCAGUGAUAGGUUUGCUGAAGAGCUGCAUUGACGCAACUAGAAGAUCUAAAAAUACUUCAGAGAAACCUCAAAAUACCACCGAAGCUCAAAACACAAAUGAUCCACAGUAUGCUCAAGUUGAUUUCACCAAGCUCUCCAGACGAAACCGGCCUUCUCAGGAUCAGACCACCUACUCUUUUCUUCAGCCCGUAAAAGCUGUAUAAAGUAUUAUCCAUUAUAAAUCUAAAUCGCAUAUGAAUUUCUUUACAAAACUAAAAUAUGUUAUUUUUGUUAUACUUGUAAUGCUUCUCAAAUGUCAAUGAAAAGCAAGAUCCCAUUAAUGAACAAAAUUAGUGUUUUUUUUUCUGGUGUUUAAUGGAAAUAUAUACAGUAUUGUAUAUAUUAAUACUGCACUAUUCUCUGAUGUAGUUGUCUCUAUAGACCUCUUUAUAAAUGUUUGUUCUUGCCAGUGCUCUGAGAUGUUCAUGCUUGCAGUAAACCAGAAGGCAAUGUGGUUUCUGUGUGUUUUAGAGCAACUUUUUACAAAUGAAAAUUUGAGCUACUUUGUGUAUGUGUAUUUGUAUGUUAAAUAAAUUUGGCAUAGAACUAGA